Molecule: messenger RNA, 999 nt
Organism: Mercenaria mercenaria
Lineage: Eukaryota; Metazoa; Mollusca; Bivalvia; Venerida; Veneridae
Product: probable methyltransferase-like protein 24
Exons: 6
Coding region: 127-999 (290 amino acids)
Source: RefSeq, a predicted model, not a curated record
UUGCUUCUAAUCUUACUUUUUCGUAACACUGAUAUCCUCGUACGCGUAACAUCUGCUUCUUACAAUAAAUAGUUAAUGAAACAUUUGUGUAAUUAAUCCAAGAACGGAAUUUCUGCUUUGCUAACAAUGAAAAAGCAUCAAUUAAUCCUUCCUAGUAUUUUCUGUUCAGUUUUUUCUUUCGUCUAUUUCUUUACAAGUGAAAAAUUAAAAGGUAAAGACAAUUGUGUGUAUAAUAUGAAGGAUGACGAUAAAAAGUUCAUUAAAAAAACCUGUGGUGACGAUGAUUUGAAACACAACAAUGAUUUGUACUUGAUACCAUGCGACAAAGUGAUUGAUACUAUGAGUGCUGAUGACCUCGACGUAGUCUAUUGGAAAUAUGUUAAUACGAUUCAAGUGCUCUGUCAUAACCAGAUGAGAUUUGGUAACGUUGAAGACGGAGGAAAAGAAAUAUGUCUAGAUGAAUUGUAUAUACCAAAGCAACAUUGCCUCGUCUAUUCUUUUGGAUCAAAUUUCAGGUUUGAUUUUGAAGAAGCAGUUAUUAGACACAUCAACUGUGAAAUUCACACAUUCGAUCCAAGUAAACCAAUACAAGGGAGGACCAUUCCAAGUGGGAUAAACUUUCACCUUUUGGGACUAGCUGGUGAAAACAGUAUUAACAACAAAGGUUGGGAAAUGAAGACAUUGUCUACCCUGAAGAAAUUACUAAACCAUACUGAGAGAGUUAUUGAUAUACUGAAAAUUGAUAUAGAAAGUGGAGAAUGGGAUACAUUACCAGAAAUGCUUGAAUCAGGAGUACUUGAAAGAGUGAAACAACUAAGUAUUGAAAUACACUAUGAUAAAGCACGGGGAAAACAUCAAAUGAAGACUCUGAGAAAAUUAUAUGAAGCCGGAUUCCGUAUAUUUAUGCAGGAACAUAAUCCAAAAGGCCCCCGGGGCAUUUACGAAAAACCAUUUUUUUUUAAUUUUGGGAAAACUUCAAUGAAAAUCAAUGAUUUUUAA